AUGCGGUGGAUCAAGUUCCUGCUCUGUAGUCUCAACUUUAGUUUUCUGUUAACUGGUGUAACUAUUGUCUUGAAAAGCAAAGCCAUACACGAUGUACAUAAUCAGUUCGAUUACUUCUUCAACUCCAGCUACAUUUCACCAAUUGUCCUCCUUAUCACCGCUGGAGUGUUUUUUAUCGCCGUAUCUAUUUUCAGCUGCUAUGGUGUAAUAAAAGAAAGCACCUGCAUGGUUUUGACUUCUGCGUUUCUUCUAUCUACGGUGCUCAUACUUGAAUUUGUGGCAUCAGUAGCUCUCUAUGUUGCCAGAGACAAUAUUGCUGAUCACCUGAAAAGCAAAAUCAGUGAUGCCAUGCACCAGUAUGACAAUAAUUCCGAGGCUAAGAAGGCUGUAGAUUUUCUACAGGGUCAUCUUCAGUGCUGUGGAUGGAACGGACCAGAUGACUGGAUAGGUAUUGAUGGGCGAACAUCUAUUUACAGAGUUCCAUGUUGGACUAGGCUUUGCAAAGAAAAUGAAUUCUCGUGCUAUAACUUGGUAAAUCAAGGCUGUUUCGGAGAAUUGGGUAAAAUCGCAAAAAAUAGAGCAUCAUACCUGACCACUGCGGCUUCAAGCAUUAUUCUCAUUCAGUUCCACAAUCAAACGAUCCCUAAUUACACCAAUGAAUGGUUCGUUGGCGAGGGUCUGUCUUUGAUGUCAGCCAUUAUAGCCAUUACCAAAUUGAAUGCCAGGAUCAAACAGUUCCAAACGAGGGACUGCGAGAAAAUCACACCCUAG
This is a messenger RNA of Copidosoma floridanum, 771 nucleotides long. RefSeq names its product CD63 antigen-like. The record is from RefSeq and is a predicted model, not a curated record. Lineage: Eukaryota; Metazoa; Arthropoda; Insecta; Hymenoptera; Encyrtidae. Gene Ontology annotation, cellular component: plasma membrane.